Syzygium oleosum is the source of this 1008-nucleotide messenger RNA. RefSeq lists its product as uncharacterized. The record is from RefSeq and is a predicted model, not a curated record. Bases 73 to 795 code for a protein of 240 amino acids. The transcript has 2 exons. NCBI's taxonomy places the organism in Eukaryota, Viridiplantae, Streptophyta, Magnoliopsida, Myrtales, Myrtaceae.
GUUCGUUGCUCUGCGAAAAACCCUUCCGUUCGUUCUCAGCAGCACUCCGACCUGACCUCGACAAUCCCAAUCAUGAGCUCCUCCUUCCCCAACUCCACCACCACCGCCUUCGACAGCCUCCUCCUCCAAACCCUAAUGACCCGCCUCCAGAUCCGCCCUCCCCCCUCCUCCUCCGCCUCCGCCGCCGCCGCCGCCGCCGCCGCCGCCCGUCCCCCUCCCCCGCUGUCCCUCGAGGACCUCCUCUUCGACGCCGUCAACAACCUCUCCGAUCUCGACGACGACGACGAGGAGGAGGGGGGCGGCGGCGGCUACGGCGGCGCCGACGAUUCCGACCCCGGCAGGUCCCGGCUCGCCAGGGAGGAGGCCAGGCUCGAGAGGGAGAUCGUCAAGGUCGUCCUCUCCGGGAAGACCGACUCGCUCAAGCCCAACUCCGGCCAGGCCGUCACGAUCGGGGAGCACCACAUCUGUGUCGGGUUCCACGAGGAGACCGGCUCGGAUUACCGCGUGUGGGAGUGGCACGGCCACAUCAUGCUGUUCGACGAUGAGAACGGCUACUCCCCCGAGUACAUAUACGGGAAUUACUUCGAGAGGUUGAAGAGUAAGGCGCGUGACGUCAAGGAGGAGGAGGAGGAGGAAGAAGAGGUGGAGGAGAAGCAGGAGGAGAAGGUGGCCAAUUUGGGGUUGAGGGAGUUGAUCGACGGGGGUGAUUCUGGCGGUGGUCGGAUUCUUCACAGGAUCUUGAACGGGGCUCUCCCAGGUUUUAAUGGAGCUCGCCCAGAUAUUGCAAAGAAAUGAAAUAGGCUUGGAAGGAGAUAUUGCUGAAUGGUGUUUUUUCCUGUUCUCCGUUAGAAAUGACGUGUGUAAAGCCUCCAUCAUCUCUCAAGCUCUUCAAGUUUCAGGUUUUGUGAUUUUGCUGUUGUCAUUUCUGAGCCAUUAUAUACAAGCUGGACAAUACAGAAGACUCGUAUAGGCCUGUGUUGCAGAAUAAAGAGGCUACUUUUCGUUGGA